Molecule: messenger RNA, 792 nt
Organism: Talaromyces stipitatus ATCC 10500
Lineage: Eukaryota; Fungi; Ascomycota; Eurotiomycetes; Eurotiales; Trichocomaceae
Product: transcription regulator PAB1642, putative
Exons: 2
Coding region: 1-792 (263 amino acids)
Source: RefSeq, a predicted model, not a curated record
AUGUCGACUAUGCCACUUACCAACUUGCUCAAGAUAACGAGCAAAGCAGCCUUUGAGAGAGCCACCAAACAUCCCUUCCUAGAGGCUGCUGGAAAAGGAGAGCUUCCCAAGGAGAAAUUAUCCCAAUGGCUCGCACAGGACCGUUUAUAUGCACAAGCAUACGUGCGCUUCAUCGGUGCCAUGCUUACCAAAGUGGUGUUACCAAACAAUAAGCAACAUAUGUUUGACAUUCUGGUCGAAGCACUGAACAACAUUCAGCGAGAAUUGGAGUUCUUCGACGAGGUGGCAAUGGAAUACGGUCUAGAUAUCACUGCACUGUCUAAUCAACAGAGCGAGAAUCAACAUUCGGGAGCAAGCUAUUUUCGGCCUUCCUUUAUUACUCGAGCAUAUAUCGAUUUAUUCAUGUCAGUGUCUAGCCCCGGAGUGAGCUUAGUGGAAGGAAUGGCCGUACUGUAUGCGACGGAGUACGUCUAUCUACAUGCGUGGAAGCACGCUGCAGGAAUCAUGUCGCACACUGCAGCAAGUUGCGAAACCCUAGCGUCUCCAGCUUCAUUUUCGACCGGUGCGGAACGGGAUUUGGAUGGGGGUGCAUUACGUCGAAAAUUCAUUCCCAACUGGUCAAGCCCCGAGUUUGAGAAAUUUGUGAAUAGGAUUGGGGAAGUGGUGGAUGAGUUGGCUGCAUGUAUAAAGGGGGCGGAUGUUAUUGAGACGAAUAGGAAUCAGUGUAUUGGAUGGUGGAGACAAAUCCUUUGGCUGGAGGAGCAGUUCUGGCCUGAUGUUAAUGAACAUUGA